GUUGACUAUAGAACAUGGUCACCAAAAGCAUCGGUGCCAAUUCCCGAGGUAGAGGCUGUGCCAAACUAUAACCGUGGUGGAUACACUUAUGUGGACUUCAACAUAGAUGAAUAUGGACUCUUCAUUGCCUAUAUCCAGAAAGACUGGACAUGGAAAGACAUGCCAAACACAUGCAUAAAUGCUGAAACCUUAACAGCUACAUCAGCAUCAACUCUGGAGGAAUGUAAACAGAAAUGUGUGAAUGAGGGAGGAUUUAGGUGUAUGUCCCUUGACUGGAGUCUCCACCUCAAGCAAUGUAAUCUCAAACUGCGUUAUUCUGGGAAUCAUCCUCUUACCUCGCCAUGCACAUAUAGAUGGCACAAGUACUAUUGGCGUACAGGACAAUGGCAUCACUCUGAACGAAAAUUUGCAGAUCCAAAAAGAGCAUCCUACAUCCAAAUUAAACAACUCAACCCGAUUGAUCU
Molecule: messenger RNA, 464 nt
Organism: Owenia fusiformis
Lineage: Eukaryota; Metazoa; Annelida; Polychaeta; Sabellida; Oweniidae
Source: the annotation of a GenBank genome assembly